Messenger RNA from Spodoptera exigua (beet armyworm), 840 nucleotides. Lineage: Eukaryota; Metazoa; Arthropoda; Insecta; Lepidoptera; Noctuidae. The record is from the annotation of a GenBank genome assembly.
AUGAUUUUACGUAAACAGGAUUUCACCAAUGAAAAUGAAGAGUGUAGAAAAUUACGAGAAGCUAAUUCGAAGUUGGAAAUCGAAUUAAAAGAGGUCCGAGAAAUGGAGAAAUCUCAUCGCUAUCACAUAUUGACGUCACGGGAAAUGAUAGGGAACCUUCAGGAAACCGUUUCACAACUAGUUUAUCUCAAAAGGGACGUAAAAAAGUUGAAGGAACAGUUAUCUGUUAAAGAAAGUAAUAUUGCUGAUGUCGAAAAGAUUCAAAAUGAAUGCGACGCUCAGGUGGCCCAGUUCACAUGUGCUAUCGAAGAGCUGAGAGCCAAGAUGCGAGAAAUGGAAGCUGACCAUCGCGAAAAGAUCAAUGUCCUAGUAUUGGAAUAUGAAGAGAAGAUACAACGAGAAUCAGCUCGUGUGGUGCAGCUUCAAGAGGAGUUAGCUCGGGAGACAGCAAGGACGGACCUUAACAUUGAUGCUUAUAGACGGCGACUGGAAGAACUUGAGGAGAAACUAAAACAAAGCCAGUUCAAGCAAUAUUUGCAGAACAGUUACCCUUCGCAGUAUGAAAGUCACGUUGAAAGACCCUAUUCUGCAAAUAGGGAGCCCUAUACAGAUUAUCAUAGUAUAGACUCGAAUCCCGUACAUGAUAUGCCUUCGACUAAAUUCGCUGGGCCUUCGCAAAAUAAGCCGCCGAAGGCAACAAACAGUCUGCAAGUAAUUUAUUACGAUAAGAACGUCGGCGUCGCAGAAACUCCUAAACCAAAAAGUUCUGAGAAAAAAGGUCUAUUUCACAUAACCAAGAAAAGGAAACUUUACAACGAUAAAGACUUUCAGGAUUUUUAA